GGCCAGGCACGGUGGCUCACACCUGUAAUCCUAGCACUUUGGAAGGCUGAGGUAGGAGGAUCACUAGGGCUGUACUUUUCAACCAGCAGGUGAAGAGCUGAAUCACUAAGGACACAAAUGAAAAGGGAGGGGCAAAAUAUGAAGGUUUUAUAUUUCCUUUUGAGCAUGCAGCUCCAGUCUAACUUACCACACUGUGAACUUCACCACCGGAAAGCAGCAAAGGCAGUGGUUGGCAUAAAAAUGGGUUCUCUCAGCACAGCUAAUGUUGAAUUUUGCCUUGAUGUGUUCAAAGAGCUCAACAGUAACAACAUAGGAGAUAACAUCUUCUUUUCCCCGCUGAGUCUACUUUAUGCUCUAAGCAUGGUCCUCCUUGGUGCCAGGGGAGAGAGUGCAGAGCAAUUGGAGAAGGUGCUUCAUUUUAAUCAUACUGUAGACUCAUUAAAACAAGAGUUCAAGGACUCACCUAAGUGCUCUCAAGCUGGAAGAAUUCAUUCUGAGUUUGAUGUCCUGUUCUCUCAAAUCAACCAGCCAGACUCUAACUAUGCCCUCAGCAUUGCCAACAGACUUUACGGGACAAAGAUGAUGGCCUUCCAUCAGCAAUAUUUAAGUUGUUCUGAGAAAUGGUAUCAAGCCAGGUUGCAAACUGUGGAUUUUGAACAGUCUACAGAAGAAACGAGGAAAACAAUUAAUGCUUGGGUUGAAAGUAAAACUAAUGGAAAAGUCACAAAUCUCUUUGGAAAGGACACAAUUGACCCUUCAUCUGUACUGGUCUUGGUUAAUGCCAUCUAUUUCAAAGGACAAUGGCAAAAUAAAUUUCAAGAAAGAGAGACGAUUAAAACUCCUUUUCAGCUAAGUGAGGGUAAAAAUGUAACUGUGGAAAUGAUGUAUCAGAUUGGAACAUUUAAACUGGCUUUCGUAAAGGAGCCGCAGAUGCAGGUUCUUGAGUUGCCGUAUGUGAACAACAAACUAAGCAUGAUUAUUCUGCUUCCAGUAGGCACAGAUAAUCUAAAACAGAUAGAAAAGCAGCUGAAUUCGAAGAUGUUUCACGAGUGGACCAGCUCUUCUAACAUGAUGGAAAGAGAAGUUGAAGUACAUCUCCCUCGGUUCAAACUUGAAAUGAAGUAUGAGCUAAAUUCCCUGUUAAAAUCUCUAGGGGUGACAGAUAUCUUCAACCAGGUCAAAGCUGAUCUUUCUGGAAUGUCACCAGCCAAGGGCCUGUAUCUAUCAAAAGCCAUCCACAAGUCAUACCUGGAUGUCAGCGAAGAGGGCACGGAGGCAGCAGCAGCCACUGGGGACAGCAUCGCUCUAAAAAGUCUACCCAUGCGAGCUCAGUUCAUGGCGAACCACCCCUUCCUGUUCUUUAUAAGGCACACUGAUACCAACACAAUUCUAUUCUGUGGCAAGCUUGCCUCUCCCUAAUCAGAUGGGGUUGAGCAAGGCUCAGAGUUGCAGAGGAGGUGCAGAGACAAUCCUGUGACUAUUCCAUGACCAGAAAGCUUGUUCACACCUCACACGCCUCUGUGCCUCAGUUUGCUCACCUACAAAAUAGGUCUAGGAUCUCUUCCAACAAUUUCAUGAGUUGCAAACCUGAGGCUUUGUUAAUCAUAGAAAAAGGUGAGAAAGCCUUUCUGGCUUUCUUAUCUGUGGCGUCUCAUUUGAGUGCUGUAACAUGAUCAAAACAUAAUCAGCAGCAUGAGCAAGCCAGUGAGUAAAAUUUUAAGGGAUUAGAUUUUUUUGACUUGUAUAUAUCAGUGAGAUCUUGAAUAAGCGACCUGACAUCUCUACUUAAAGAAAACCAGCUGAAGGGCUUCAACUUUGCUUGGAUUUUAAAAUGUUUUACUUGCAUAUGUAAAUAGAACAUGGUGAGUUUUAGUUCAAAAUUCUGUGUUGAAAAAUAAUAAACCCAUGAAAUACCUUA
Messenger RNA from Saimiri boliviensis boliviensis (Bolivian squirrel monkey), 1918 nucleotides. It is a transcript of the gene SERPINB11, whose product is annotated as serpin family B member 11. NCBI's taxonomy places the organism in Eukaryota, Metazoa, Chordata, Mammalia, Primates, Cebidae. Gene Ontology annotation, biological process: negative regulation of endopeptidase activity. The record is from RefSeq and is a predicted model, not a curated record. Gene Ontology annotation, molecular function: serine-type endopeptidase inhibitor activity.